CCUCUACUGAUCAUACUACCACUGAUUGCGUCCUCACUCAUCCAGCCUUCCGAAUCCUUCUUUUCCUUCUUCCUGCAUCUCAUCUCCAUCUGCGGCGUCUGCUGUGCAGUCAGGACGUCCUGCGGCCUGCUCCAUCUUCACCUUCCCUGACAAUAAGCUACCCUCCUUCGUCUCUGCUUCAUCUCGUUUCUCUCUUGCUCGUACACGUCCGCUCUCUAGCAUUGCUGGCUGCUUCUUAUCGGCCCCAGCUGAUGCAUCCUGCCUGAACCUACUUGUUCACUCGCUGGACUUGACACACUUGGCACAAUGGCAAUCGGCAAAGGCUCAGCUGCGAGCAUAUAUGCUACGGUCGAGGAUUCUAAACCUGCCCUUGAGGGGUUUCCUUCUUCGACUGAUCCCAUCUCCAGGGGAGAUUGUGGUCUUGGCCUUCAGCUCGAUGCCUCUUCGGAUUCAGCCUCAACGCCAACAAAUGUCUCAACUCCAAUUGCUGUUCCUCGGAAUACAUCCUCCACAAGAGGAGAAGGAACAUCAUACAUAGAUGCUCAGCCCAGCGGGCAUAGUCGUCCCCUUCUGGAGCGCCUUGAUAUGGACUCUGCCAGCAAUUCCUCUGCCAGUCCCUAUCCAAGCGGAUCGCCACCCAUGACGCCGGCCCGCAAGAGGCUGAUGGAGCUGGACCCCGAUGCCGGCGGACGUUCUCCAGGCAGCCGUUCCGUUCACGUAGCUCUCACAUCGCCAUCUACUGCUCGCACGCCGCUUGCUGCGACGGCACCUCUACCUGAAACACCAUUGAAGCAUGGCCAUGAUGAGAGCACUACUGCUACGCCUACGCGCUCAUCCAUAGUGGAGAGACGCCGAGCGCCUGCAAUGCCGCCUCUUUCUCCUCCCCUGCAAGAGGGCAGUCCGGACAGAGCGCCUCGGGGGCUUGGUUUGGGUCUCACGCCCACUAAACAAAGUACGUCCGCAUACUUUGGGGGAGCUCCUUCUCCUGCAAUCAGCAGAGGUGAAGCGAGAGGCCCGGGCACGCCAAGUAGCCGUACGAAGCUACUCGAGUUCGACAUGUCUUCGACCACCGACGAAGAUGACUCACUUUCGUUGACCGCCCAAGACAUUGAGCAAUCGGCUGGACCGUCUGCGUCGUCCUCGAUUCUGACACCAGAAAUCGAUCCAUCUUCUCCGAGCAAAGCAGGAGGCCGCAACGCCAGUGCCACACAGAUCUCGCAGAAAAUUGGGAUGACAGCAGACCGGGCAAAUGCUGCGAAGAAGGGCGAUUCCACAACGGCCAGAGGUAGCGGAGCUAGUCGGUGGGCUGAUCCUGAGCCACAAAGCCCCACCCUCCAGCAUGGCGAGGCAGACCAAGGUGGCUCAGCUGCAAGCCUGCUUUCUCGAAUGUCACUAGCGCCUGACGCAAAAUCUUUGCCGGGCGAGGCGGCUGCAGCGGCGCCCUCAAAUCUGUUCACUGCUAAACAAAGCAAGAAGAAGGCGAAUGGCAAGAUCGCAGCAACAGCGACAGGGCAGAAACCGCCCAAUGCCCCAGCAGCCUCGUCUGCAUUGGCUCCUCCUACGGUUGCAGACCCUCUCUCUCCGGGUUCGACCGGAGUUGCCACUCCUGUCCUACAGACUGUCGACGCUUUCGGCGGACAAUCUACAAAGGGUCUCACAAGCCAGGUCGCGGCGGGCAGAUCUGUCGAUGACUCUCCUGCAGCAGCAGUCACAAGCGACUCGGCGUCGGCUUCGUCGUCCGCCAGCGCUGAGCCAUUAACCGAAGGUGGAACUCUGUCUCCUAUCUCAACUGCAGGAGGUUCAGUCGAUUCCUCCGACCCCUUUGUUGGCGAGUCUUCAGCUUGUCAACCUGCCUCUUCCCCCAUGCCUCACUUCGACUGGGCAGACGAAGAAGAUGACGACGACGAGCUACCAGAUCUCGACGGCUGGGGUGUUACACUGGCACAAUCAACGAGCUCCCCAGCGCUCCCUGAGACCGAAGCAGUCCCUACAGGCGUCUCAGCAAUGACUUCUUCUGCCUCUGCGCCGAUGUUACCGGCAGACAAGAGUGGUGCAUCUACGCACGCUCAAGGACCAAAGCAAAAGAAGCCUGCUGGUUGGGGCAAGAGAGGCGAACUGCGCUCGGACGCCCCAUCUCCAGCUAGCGAUCUUCAGUCGAGAUUAGGAGGCAUCAAAAUUGCAGGCAUUGCUGCAUCAUCUGGUGACAAUGCGCCUCCCACAGGCCCACGAGGCGCGGGCGCUCCCCCCAGGAGGGAGCUUCUGCCUGGUAGUGGGCCUAGUCCGGGAGGGCAUCAUGCAUCUGAAGCUGCGGGAGGGAAGGGGCCUCGAGGUCGAGGAGCCUCCGGCCCUGGCGGUGGAGCUUGGCUCCAUGAUAUGGUACAGGGUCCUCCUCCCGCUAGACGCACCGAGCGACCGAAGCCCCAGUUGAGCGAAGGGGGUGCUUUUGCCAGGUUGGCAAAAGGCAUUGUUGGUGUCAAGGGCAGCGGGCCUGCUCCAAAUGAGAAGACACCGGUCAGCACACCUGUGAGCCCACCACGAAACGCGCCUACAGGACCUGCUGCAGGUUCGGGGGCUAAAGGGGCUAAUGGAGGAGGGGUGGUAGGAGGUAAAGGCGGUAAAGGAAAGGGACACUCUUCGCCUCGCAAGCCGAGUCACACGAAGAGCCCUGCGAAGGCGUGAGGCAGAUGUUUCGUAAUUUGCGUCAAAGGACAGUUUUUGCUUCGUUUUUGUACUGCACUGCAAUCGUAAGAUAGAGUCACCUAGC
This is a messenger RNA of Microstroma glucosiphilum, 2764 nucleotides long. RefSeq lists its product as hypothetical. The transcript has a single exon. The coding region runs from base 307 to 2679 and encodes 790 amino acids. Lineage: Eukaryota; Fungi; Basidiomycota; Exobasidiomycetes; Microstromatales; Microstromataceae. The record is from RefSeq and is a predicted model, not a curated record.